Messenger RNA from Populus nigra (black poplar), 1132 nucleotides. Its product is annotated as proteasome subunit beta type-1-like. The record is from RefSeq and is a predicted model, not a curated record. Bases 135 to 806 code for a protein of 223 amino acids. NCBI's taxonomy places the organism in Eukaryota, Viridiplantae, Streptophyta, Magnoliopsida, Malpighiales, Salicaceae. The transcript has 7 exons. Gene Ontology annotation, cellular component: proteasome core complex.
UUUGAAGUACGCUGCAAGACAGAACCAACAAGGGAGCUAAAACAAACAAAACCCAAAGCUUUUCAGCUCUCUCUCACCUUUGAAGACUUUAAUCCUCUACAAGCCCUAAUACCUCCCUCUCUCUCUGUCACACCAUGACUAAGCAACAAGCAAGAUUUGAACCCUACGAUUUUAAUGGAGGGACUUGUGUUGCGAUUGCUGGAGCUGAUUACUGUGUUGUCGCUGCUGAUACUCGAAUGUCUACCGGAUACAAUAUUCUCACUCGCGAUUACUCCAAAAUCUGUAAACUAGCAGACAAAUGUUUGAUGGCCUCCUCAGGGUUUCAAGCUGAUGUCAAAGCCCUACAAAAGGUGUUGGGUGCCAAGCACCUGAUCUAUCAACAUCAACACAACAAGCAGAUGAGCUGCCCUGCCAUGGCUCGACUGCUCUCCAACACUCUCUACUACAAACGUUUCUUCCCUUAUUAUACCUUCAAUGUUUUGGUUGGCUUUGACGAGGAAGGAAAGGGCUGUGUUUACACUUACGAUGCUGUUGGUUCCUAUGAGAAGGUUGGGUAUAGUGCCCAAGGUUCCGGUGCUAAACUCAUCAUACCUGUGCUGGAUAACCAAUUGAAGUCCCCCAGCCCACUUUUAUUACCUGCGCAGGAUGCUGUAACUCCACUUACUGAGGCAGAAGCGAUUGAUGUGGUCAAAGAUGUUUUUGCAUCUGCAACUGAGAGGGAUAUAUACACUGGAGACAAACUUGAAAUUGUCAUCGUAAAUGCUGAUGGUAUUCGUCGUGAAUACGCGGAACUCAGAAAAGAUUGAUCCAUUAAAAUCAUGCUGCUGGACUUGCUAGAAGUUGAAGUUGAAGUUGGAAGUACAUCAAACCCUUGUGGUCGUCAUUUACCAUAUGGUUGUUUCGUUGUGAUCUCUCCCAUUGCAAUGUAACUUCUAAUUUAGUCACCAGCUUGAACAAUUGCAUAUCCUAGUUAAUGGAUAUUUUGCAAUGUUGAAAGCUUUCUUGCAUCCCAGACCAAUGCAGCCGAAUUUAAGCCAAGUUUGUUAUUCUCAUCAAUCUGUAUUGGGUAUGGAUUUUAUAAAUUGUACUCGUCGUAUUUGGUCAUUGAUAUUUAAAAUGUGUCUUUGGAGAU